Messenger RNA from Siniperca chuatsi (mandarin fish), 4785 nucleotides. RefSeq names its product TATA-box binding protein associated factor, RNA polymerase I subunit C (gene taf1c). Gene Ontology annotation, biological process: transcription by RNA polymerase I. The coding region runs from base 388 to 3804 and encodes 1138 amino acids. The record is from RefSeq and is a predicted model, not a curated record. Gene Ontology annotation, molecular function: RNA polymerase I core promoter sequence-specific DNA binding. The transcript is spliced from 15 exons. Lineage: Eukaryota; Metazoa; Chordata; Actinopteri; Centrarchiformes; Sinipercidae. Gene Ontology annotation, cellular component: fibrillar center.
UUUGGGUCCGUGUACGACCGGGAAGCAUUUCUGUUGUUGCCAGGCCAGCUGCUCACACGCCGAGCUUGACUGACGUUUUCUGGUCGCGAGUCUGCACGUGUGCACUCAUACCUGGGGAUUUUGGACAGUUUAACACGUUUGUUUUAAUUUUCGGACCACUCUGUUUGCUUCGACGUGUACAACUUGUAGUUUGAGUUGCUGAACGCGGGCCAUGGUGAUUAGAAGAGGAUAACCUUGUUUAUUCUAGCUAGCUAACAGCAGAAGCUGGGGCGCUAACGUUAGCUGAGCCGGGAGAACAACAUGUUCAGACUUGUCCCCAGACACUGAGAGUGAAGGGACAAUGACACAUACACCGUUAGAAAACCUGACAGUUAUUUUAAUUCGUUAAUGACAAAUAAAAUGGAUUACCAAUUUCCACAGCAGCUUUUUCCUUCAUUUUACAACUGCGGACCGCCGGACUCAGUCCUGAAACACUGCGCUGGAAACUGGGGCUCCUACGACCGAGUCAGACCGCAGGGCGGCUCUGGUCCUCUCCCCAGCUGGACAUUUACAUCCAGACAUCAGGUCAAGGGAGAGACGUGGUGUCACACUGAGCCGGUACCGGUUCCACUCCUGUCUCCUAAAAAGUCCAUCCUUUGGUCUUCAACACCUCCGGAUCCGCUGGACUUUACAGAACAUAUGCAGAACUUCUUCAUGGAUCACUGCCAGGACACCUUCAGGUGCAUGAGUGAAAUUCUAGGCGAAAAUUUCAACUUCAAACAAGGAGUGAGAGAGUAUAAAAGGAGCUGGAGGCAGUGUUGGUUUUCAUGUCAUCAGAAUAUGCGUGGUUUAUUGCAGAGAUACCGGAGGGAUUCAGUCCACAUGUGGAAGGUGAAAAACUUCCUCGACAUGCUGAAGUUUAAAAUUUGUCAGCAGUCAUAUCCCUCGAGACCGAUGGAUGCGUACAGCGCCAUGCUGUCGGACGUGGUGCACACCAUCCCUCCUGAGCUGCUGGGCGCUCUGCUGUAUGAGGAGCUGACUGAGCAGAGGGACCGCCUGCUGUUCUCUGAAAGAGCCACAGGGGGCGCUCUGGCCUUUGUCCCCUUCUCACAGAGUGGUAGCAGCUCUCAGCACGGCUGCCUCCUCUACCCCGGAAACCAGGGACUGGACUGCCUCAGUAUCCUGCAGAUCAGAUCAAAUACUGAAGAUUUAAAACCCAGAAGUACCUCAGACUUCCACAGAGUGGAGCUGCAGCACCACAGUGGAAGUUUUUCCUGUGUGGACGCCAGCAGCAGUGACCCGUUCAGCUUCCAGCUGAAAGGCCCUGUUAGACAGAUAAGCUCCGCCUCCCUGUUCAACGAUUAUUGUGUUGGUGUGCGGUCGGAUCACCUGUGUGGAGUUUGGAGGUUCAGUGAAAGAAACGAACCUCAUCUGCUGCAAGCCAUCAACACUAGAGAGGUCGCGACCUGCAUCAGCGUCAGUCCUCAUGUUUUAGGUGAAGUUCUGGUGGUGAGUGAGAGUGGAUUAGCAAACCUGUGGACUGUCGGCAGAGGGAUGCAGAAGGUUCGGGAGGAAGACCGCAACCUGUACUUCAACGCAAAGUCAUUAUGGCGAUGGUGCCAGUUCUCUGCCCACCCCAGGGUGAUGCUGUAUGCAGACAGGACGGGGGUGGAGCUCACAGACAUCAGGGUGAGUCCUGUCUUCAGUCACACUCUGUUUCGUAUCAGCAACACCUCAGAGUGUCGCAGUGGGGAGAGACUCAUUCUGUCCAGAUAUCUGGGAGACGUCCAGUCCUUCCACCACCUCAUCACCACUCAGUACUCAGCCUACAUCAUGGAUGAACGUUUCCCCAGUGUUCCCAUGCUUAAGUGGGAUCACAUGAUGCAGUCCCCGCCCAUGUUUGGUCACGUUGUUCCUGUCUCCGCUUCCUCUGGCGGGGCUGGAACCACUAAGGUCCUGCUGGGCUCCCACAGUUCUCAGGAAAUCACGCUGCUGCAGUAUUCAGGAGGCAAGGCGGAGGCCUGUUUCAGUCGAGGUCCCCCUCAGGCUCUGCUCAGACCUAGAGACAGUCUAAAACACCUUCCUGUCCAGAUCCCUCACCGCCUGGACACCGCAACCAAUAGAUUGUCCUCACCUGCUGCAGGUCUGACUUGUAUCCAGAAGAAAGAAGGAAGCGGAGCAGGUGGCAAGGAGUGUAUCUGUAUCCUACAGCUGACGGAGGCGGGAGAUAUUUUCUACCAGAUCCUCGAGCCUGAGCAGCCGGAUACCUCUAGGCCUCCAGCAGCAGAGGACGACCCGCCUCCUCAACGAGCAGCCAAAAAACUGCCACAACCAACUCAGAAAGAAGCCACAGCAUCAGGGAGAAAAACAGCAGAACAGCAUCAACCAGAUUCUCAGCUGGUUAUAUCGGACACAUCCAGCGAUGAGGGCGUAAUCAGGCCAACUCAGGAUCCGACUGCGCAAGGGAUUGUGGCUGAAACGCCAGAGAGGGAACAACGAGCACUGAACAUGUACUCUAACUCUUUCUCUGAGGAUUCAGAGUCAGAAGGGAAAGGUCGAAACCUGAAGCAGAUGUGGCUGCAGGUGGUCGUCAAUGAUGAUCCAGAGUUGGAUCAAGUGAGUGGAUUGGACGCAGGUGUAAAAGAAGGAAAGGUAGUUAAAGAUAACGCUGAUAAUACUGAGAAACCUGGCGCCAUGGAAGAAACAGUCAGCGGCUCCACCAGCGUGAGUCACGUUGAUGCCUCUGAGUGGCAGACUCCAUUGAAGCUUAGCGACGGUGCGCUUGUCACGUGGAAACGCUGGCUCCAGAAAUUGAUGCAAAAAAGUCGAGAAAAUAAGCCCCGCCCACGCUGCCUGCAGCACUUCACGAUAAAAAACGCAGGCCUCCAUCUAUUUGACGAUGAAGCGAGUGAUUUGACAGAAGAGGAGUGUGUACAGAGCCUGAGUGAUAUGAGAGCACGCAUGUCCAAACGCUCACUGCUGGUUCACAACACUGUCUCUACCUCCCUCGGGGCUCCAGAUGUGGUACUGGUGCCACACCAGGUGGACACGGAAGUCUGGACAGAUCAGCUCAGCCAACGCCUGACCAUCUCCUGGCAGGGGGAGGAGGCAUGGCAGGCAUGGUGGGAGGACCAUUUGGGGCUGAACAGGGAGGAGAAGGUGGAGGCUCUGAAGAGGAAGAGGAGGAGGGAGAAGGAGAUGAAGAGAGCCACUGGCCGACGCCUGGAGCUGUCCGGGAGCUUCACCUCCUCUGUCAGCUACCAGUCAGACCUGGACGAUUUCUCUGAUUCAAUGGGCUGGUCGUCUGCAGCGAGCCAGGGGGUGUGGUCAGACAGCGAAGGUAUGAUGUCCCAGUUGGAGGCCUUUUUGGAGCACGGGACGCCGAGAGCUGCGACACCCUCCACACCUCAAAGUGUUAAAGAUAAGCAAGGUGAACAGCAGACUCCCGGCAGCUGCCGCACCCUGUCUCAGUCCCAGACACCAAAACCUGACUCCACACUGGCAAAUCAGAAGAGGAGCAAACGUCCAGCCGAUGUCCAUCUCAGCUCUCUGUUUGCACCACAGGAUGAGCCCUCCCAGCAUGACAGUUACUUCCUGCAAGAGGGGAGCACGGUGCACCCCCCACCUCCACCUGUGGCCUCCUCCUCCUCUCAGCUCCGCAUCUCCCAGUCUGUCCCUCAGAGGAGCCUCAGGGUGAAUAUGUCCCAGGAUGCCUCCGUCUGGUCGGGUUUCUCCCAGUCUCUGUCCCUCUCCCAGAGUUCACAGAGUCGACUGGGGCUGUCGCAGGCGUCGCAACCCAAGAAGAAGUCUCGAAUGGGAUUUUGAAUCAUUGGAUGGUCUAUGUCUAUCACACAGAAAGGGAAUAUAUGGAAACUCUGUGUUUAUAAUAACUCGGUAAAACAAAUACAAGGCGCUGGACCAACCAGCCUCAAAUUAAAAUGUUUUUCUGAUUUUCGGCGUCUUCAGCGGCCUCAGGAUUUGUAAAACAGAUCUGUAAUGGUAUUAUUCACUGGGAUUGUACUUGAACAUGCAAACUGGAUCUAAUUCAGGAGGAUAAACUGAGUGCAUAUUGGAAAAGGAUCCAUCACACUAUUAGUGAUCCCUGAAGACAUCUGUAGGCUGAAGAAGACGGACUGCAGACUGGUUUGGUAGGACUGAGUGGAAUUUAUCUUUGUUUUGUUGUGUCUUUUGUUUGCUAUGGUGAUAUGCUGUGUGUGUCUGAGGGAUGUAAGGAAUGUCAAAUGAUCUAAGCAGUCACUCAGGCUGCUGGAAUCAUUUUUUGGUUUUCAUGAGGCAUUCACACUGCAGGUGACUUAUGUUUCACUGACCAAUUUCUAUUUUACUGGUUUGGCAUUCAUUUCAUAACACUCUGUCAUAGAGAUGGGUUAACAUGGUUGAUUAAUUCAAACUGAAGAGUAAAAAGAUCAAUAAGCUGACUGGAGUUCUGCACAGACUCCCACUGGGGACACAUCUGUUCUCCAGGUGUCAUUUGAGACUUUUAUAACUGAGUCUGAGAUAAAAGCUGAAAAGAACUGAAGCUGAGCUUUUAAAAUUAGACUUAAAAUAAAUCUAAACCUAAAACUAGUGACAUUAUAUAAUGAUUAAUGUUAAAUAUGAAACUGCUCUUUGUUGGAUAUGAAAGGAGUCCUUCAUCCCGUUCCUUGCAGUGUGAAAAAGUCACUUUUUCUUUCGAGGGAACUUUUACUUUUAAAGUAAUAAAAUAAGAUGUUUUUAGGAAUUUCCUGAUUUGCCAAAAUCAGCAUCUAUCUUGUGUGUGUAUUUACUGAUAAAUGAAAGUACACCUUG